Messenger RNA from Solanum verrucosum, 669 nucleotides. Its product is annotated as aspartic protease inhibitor 11-like. Gene Ontology annotation, molecular function: endopeptidase inhibitor activity. The record is from RefSeq and is a predicted model, not a curated record. The transcript has a single exon. NCBI's taxonomy places the organism in Eukaryota, Viridiplantae, Streptophyta, Magnoliopsida, Solanales, Solanaceae. Bases 1 to 669 code for a protein of 222 amino acids.
AUGACCAAGUGUUUAUUAUUCCUCUUAUCUCUUUGUUUACUUGCUUUUGUUGGGUUUUCAUCAACUUCCCCUUGUCAAAAUCCUCGUAAUUCUAAUAGGGAAGUAUUCGACACAUUGGGUAGAGGAAUUAAUCCUCGUUCAAAUUAUCGUAUCGCUUCAUCUCUCGGAGGUGUCCUAAGUGGUCAUGUAUACCUAGGUCACAUCCCAAAUUCAGGUGCCUCUUGUCCAGACGGCGUCUUCAAGUACAACUCCGAUGGACAAAGAGGUACACCUCUUAGAUUUAUUGAACAUUCUUGUAGAGGACAACCACCUCGCAUCUAUGAAAACCAAGACAUUAACAUCCAGUUCGUUGGUUCGAGGAAUUGUGAUAAUUUUAUAAAUUGGAAAGUGGGAGAGUACAAUGCAACACUAGAGGCAAGUUUGUUUGGGACUCGUGGAGGAACGAUAGGAAGAGCAGAUAGUAGUUGGUUUAAAAUAGUGAGAGCAGAAAGAGGUUACCAUUUGUUGAAUUGUCCUGGUCCUUUUGUAUGUCCAAAUUGUGCUCUUAAUCAAUGUCGAGUAGUGUGGGUGGUUGUGUUAGAUGGAAGAAGGCGUUUGGCUCUCGCCACAAGACAAACGCCUUCUCAAGGGCUCCGUUUCCCUCUUAGUGUCUACUUUGUGCGCGCAUAA